Messenger RNA from Gregarina niphandrodes, 315 nucleotides. RefSeq lists its product as hypothetical. The coding region runs from base 1 to 315 and encodes 104 amino acids. Lineage: Eukaryota; Apicomplexa; Conoidasida; Eugregarinorida; Gregarinidae. The transcript has 2 exons. The record is from RefSeq and is a predicted model, not a curated record.
AUGGUUUUGCAAGAAUCUUUCGGGAACCGAUUGGCCUUGAUCUCAGCCGACGAAGAGAGUGUUCGUACUGUGGUAGGUGGAGAGUUGAAGGUCACACGAUUGAGGGACUUGGAUGCUGAGGAGCGUGUCCGAUUCUCGUCCGAAUUGUCCAAAGAGUGGAAGGCCGUCAUUGAGAAUUCAAGGCCCAUCCUUGACGAAUUUGACCCCGAAGACCUACGUCCUGACACCAGAGGUGGAACCUUCUGCAAAGUGGCUACCGCUUUCGGAGUGGGCGCCGUAGGAGCGAUGGCUGGGCAUUACAAGACAGGGCACUGA